AUGGCAUAUAUUGGCUUUCUUAAUGAACCCUUCAUCCGACUCAGCCGCUUCCUUCGACGGCAGCCAUUAUCAUCACCACGCAGCAUACCCACAUCCAGCUUCCCCAAUCUAGAUCCCACCACAAAAUAUGUAGAACGAAUGCCUGCAUUUAAACGAGGCGUAUGUUACCCCGUCAACAUAGGUGAUAUCUUCUAUUCCAGAUACAAGCAUCGGUAUAUUGCAUUGAAGAUCUAUACCAGCACCAGCACCAGCAACAAUUCAAGGACGAAUCAAGAAGUGCGCGUGCUGGAGCAUCUCGCUAAAAUGGAGACAGACCAUCCGGGCAGCAGUUGCGUCCGCAACAUGACGAGAAAAUUUGAACUGGUGGGACCGAGUGGUUUCCAUCAUCAGUGUCUUGUCUUUGAACCGCUCGUGGCGAGUCUUUUACAUUUCCAGGCGGCGCUGGAUCCGAAGAGCUUGACGGAGGAUUUGUUGAAGGGGGCGCUGGUGCAGUUGUUGAUGGCGCUGGAUUAUUUGCAUGUUGAGGCUGGGGUUGUACACACUGACAUACAAGCGAAGAAUAUCAUCAUCAGCGCAAAGGAUGAUUCAAUUUUCCACGAGUGGGAACAAGAGGAAGCGAAUGACCCCAGUCCACGGAAGAUUAGUGACGGGGCCAACAAAUACACCGUCUAUCAACCGCGUCUAUUCCAUCCAACGAAAGGAUGGAAUCGCAGUUUCGGGAUGUUACUGCUCUCGGAUUUCGGGGAAGCCCGCCUGGAAAAGGGAGUCCACGACGGACUGGUCCAGCCGGAUAUUUAUCGGGCGCCGGAGGUUAUCCUCGGAUUACGAUGGACGUCGAAGGUCGAUAUAUGGAAUGUUGGGGUGCUGGAUCACCAUUUGUUUGAUGGUCGGGGUCCCGACGGUAGCCAUUCGGAUGUGCAUCUGCUCGCGGAGAUGGUCGCGAUGCUGGGUCCUCCACCGGUUGGUUUUUUGCGCCGGUCUUCUCUUAGUUGGAGGUAUUGGGACGCUUCCGGGUCUGCGGGAGUCCCCGACAUGUCCCUGGAGGACUCGGAAGAGUACCUGGAGGGCGAGAACAAGGAGAUGUUCCUGCGCUUCGUGCGAAAGAUGUUGCGGUGGGAUCCGGAAGAGAGACAGAGCGCCCGUGAACUUCUGACGGAUCUUUGGUUGACGAGCUUGUAG
Molecule: messenger RNA, 1179 nt
Organism: Aspergillus candidus
Lineage: Eukaryota; Fungi; Ascomycota; Eurotiomycetes; Eurotiales; Aspergillaceae
Product: putative protein kinase
Exons: 6
Coding region: 1-1179 (392 amino acids)
Biological process (GO): protein phosphorylation
Molecular function (GO): ATP binding; protein kinase activity
Source: RefSeq, a predicted model, not a curated record